AUGGACUUCUCAGUGUCGUUCCUUGAGAACCUCUAUGAAAGCGAAGAGAUCGGCCAAGACAUCUCGCACGUAGCCGCGCCGUCGUCCAGUCCAAUUAAGACAGCUGCAUGUGCUUCUCCAAGGACGGCGCUGGCAUCGGCGACCUUAACUGUGGUUGCCUCCACCACCAAGUCGCACCGCCGGGUUGCGUCCUCGGCACUAGCUACACCUUCUCCAACGAAGCGAACAAAGAGAACAACCCCAAACCAAAAGGAUGAAGAAGGACACGGUACACCGCGACGCCGAUCGCCCAGGAAACAUGCGUCCACGCUGCUGGCCACAGCAACUAUGCAAGGAGUUGGUACAUUACAACAUAAUCUCUCCGACAACGCAACAGUCCAUCGAAACGAAGGCCCAUCUGUCCUUCUCACAUCCAAGCCGGACCUUUCUCUACCUUCUUCUGCACAAGUACCUCACCAUGACGACCCCGCUGCCUCCACCGAUCCUACGUCUACCCUGUCGCCAUCAUCUCGUCCAGUCCUCCAAGCAACCAGCAUCUCUCCGACCGCUCCAGUAUCUCCAUUGUCCAUCCUUCCAGGCUCCCCCGCCGCGGCUGCGUCGCCUACCAUCACAGUCGCCUCAUCCCUCGUUCCAAGCCCCCCACCUAAUCCAGCAAACGUCGACCAACCUCCCUCCACAGACACUCUGUUGGCGAAUGUGGCCCCGUCCUCUGAAAUGCCACCCCCCCUCACUGGGCAACAAGUGCAUUGCGUUCGCCAUGUCGUGCUGUCUCGCCGGUUGGCUUCUGGAUGGACGGGCGUCGACGCCGCCGUCCAAGACAUCCAGCGGGUCGUGGAGCGCACGGUUCUGUACGGAGAAAACCAAAGCGCCAUGCUGGUCGGGUCCAGCGGCAGCGGCAAGCGCACCGUGGUCGCGAAAGCACUCGCCCAGCUCCCCACUCGAUCGUUUCACGCCGUGUACCUUAGUGGAAGUGUGCUCGGAAAUGACAUGGAAGCAUUUCGAGAGAUUGUCCAGCAACUGGUGCCCCAACAAGGCAGCAUCGUCGGCCACGCGGCCAUAUCUUUCUUCAACAUGUACGACUUGCUCAAGCAGUUGCUGCUGCAAAAAGCCCUUCAAGAGCACGCCGUCAUAUUUAUCUUGGAUGCGUUCGAUGCGUUCGUGACGGGCGCCAAGCAGUUGCUCGUGUACAACUUGCUCGACUGGAUGCAAUCCAAAGACGUGCGCGUGGCCCUCGUGGGCAUUUCGUGCAACUUUAACGUGUUGGCGCAGUUUGAAAAACGCGUUAAAUCUCGCUUCUCCAACAUCCAAGUGGUCGUGCCGCGGCCGCCCCUCAAGCACAUUUUGCAGUUGCUUUGGUUGUCGUUUCAAUUUAUCAUCCCUCGCCGCCAUCAUCAUCAUCCACCAAAUUCCACUCUUGAAAUCCCUUUGACCAAUCACGAAGACCACACCACCAGUAGCAAGGCGACUACAACCAUGAUCGAGAGCGUGGUCAACUGGCCGGCGCACGUCCCCGCCCCCCCCGACGCCUUUCACGAGCACUGGGACACGUCGUUGCAUCGGCUCUUGUUUGACCAAACCCACUGGUGGUGGCAGUACCUGUAUGACCUGGGGAAACCCACCGACGUGUUUGUGCAGCUGCUGCACGUCGCCAUGACGCACCUGACGCCGUCCGCCCCGUGUCUCGAUGCAUCGCACGUUGACUUGGCAUGGAAUAUGUUGUACCCCAACCACGUCCUCCAUACAUUGCGAGGUCUGACGACGCGGGAAAUGACGCUGGUGCUGGGUAUGAUUGGACUGGAGCGGCGCCACGUGGCCCCGUACUCGUUUGAGAUGGUAUUUCACGAAUGCCAAGCAUUUUACCGCCAGCACGCGCUCCAAUAUCCCAAGCGCCGCGAGUUGCUGGACGCGCUCAGCAACUUGCUGGCCACGCACGUGGUCCACCCAGCAACGACCAAACAACAGCAGCAUCAACCAGAGUACUGUCUCGUACGACUCGUGCUACGACCAACCGACGUCCUCGACGCCAUUCGACGAAAACUCGUGCCAGUUACGACUGUUGUCGACCAGUGGGCCACGAAUACGCUGCAAUAAUAAUAGUAGGACGACAUACUAGGAAUUUUAAAAUAUAUUGCCAAAUGUUUCGACUCGA
This is a messenger RNA of Aphanomyces astaci, 2149 nucleotides long. RefSeq lists its product as hypothetical. The record is from RefSeq and is a predicted model, not a curated record. Lineage: Eukaryota; Oomycota; Saprolegniomycetes; Saprolegniales; Verrucalvaceae. The coding region runs from base 1 to 2091 and encodes 696 amino acids. Gene Ontology annotation, biological process: DNA replication; DNA replication initiation. Gene Ontology annotation, cellular component: nuclear origin of replication recognition complex; nucleus. The transcript has 6 exons. Gene Ontology annotation, molecular function: DNA replication origin binding; ATP hydrolysis activity.